GCAGCCGUCACUCGCGCGCACACACAUACACAAACGCUCAUCAAGGGCGACUGCGCCUUUAAGACCCUCUAAACUAACAACCAAACCAGCCUCGGUGUCAAUGUACGAGCGAUGAAUUUACUCGAUAUGGUUUUGUUCAAACUCCUGAUAUUGUUAUACUGCUUAAGCGACUCUAACGGUCAAUAUGGGAAACCCCUAAACAAGUACAUUAGACAUUACGAAGGCCUGUCCUAUGAUACAGACGUCUUGCACAGCAAACACCAGAGGGCUAAGAGAGCGCUGUCACACCAGGACCAGUUCAUCCACCUGGACUUCCACGCUCACGGCAGGCAUUUUAACCUUCGGAUGAAGCGGGACACCUCUCUGUUCACUCAUAAUCUGAAGGUGGAAGUUUCAGGUGUAGAGGUCCCCUAUGACACCUCUCACAUUUACACUGGAGAAAUAUACGGUGAGAAGGACAGUCUGACGCAUGGCUCUGUCGUGGAUGGGAAGUUUGAGGGCUUUAUAAAGAGCCAUCAUGGCACAUACUAUGUAGAGCCCUCAGAGAGAUACCUCAAAGACCAGAAUGUGCCCUACCACUCAGUCAUCUAUCACGAGGAUGACAUUGAUUACCCUCAUAAGUAUGGGUCAGAAGGUGGCUGUGCGGACCAUUCUGUGUUUGAGAGGAUGAAGAAAUACCAGGCGUCUGCUGUGGAGGAGCCAACCCAGCAGACGAACCACAUCAUUGAUGAAGAGGCGGCUGAUGGGCCGGUGAUCCUGAGGACACGUCGUGCAGUACAGGCAGAGAAAAACACCUGUCAGCUCUUCAUACAGACAGAUCACCUCUUCUACGAAUACUACAAAACCAGGGAGGCUGUAAUUGCACAGAUUUCCAGUCAUGUAAAGGCGAUUAACUCCAUCUAUCAAGGCACGGAUUUUCAGGGCAUUCGCAAUAUCAGCUUCAUGGUGAAGAGAAUCAAGAUCAACACAACCGAAGACAAAUAUGAUAAAACCAACCCUUUCCGAUUUGGCAACAUCGGUGUGGAGAAAUUUCUUGAGCUCAACUCCGAGCAGAAUCACGAUGAAUACUGCCUAGCUUACGUCUUCACAGACAGAGACUUUGAUGAUGGAGUCUUGGGUCUGGCCUGGGUCGGGGCUCCUUCAGGCAGCUCUGGUGGAAUCUGUGAGAAGAAUAAACAGUACUCUGAUGGGAAAAAGAAGUCUCUGAACACCGGCAUCAUCACAGUGCAAAACUAUGCAUCGCACGUUCCUCCUAAAGUCUCUCACAUCACCUUCGCUCAUGAAGUCGGACAUAACUUCGGCUCUCCGCAUGACUCAGGAAUUGAUUGCACUCCAGGAGAGUCUAAGACCCAGGACCAGAAAGAAAAAGGCAACUACAUCAUGUAUGCCAGAGCCACGUCAGGAGACAAGUUCAACAACAACAAAUUCUCCAUCUGCAGCGUUCGCAACAUCAGCCAAGUGCUUGAUAAGAAGAGAUCCGCCUGCUUUGUUGAAUCCGGACAGCCCAUCUGUGGUAAUGGUUUAGUUGAAGCUAAUGAACAGUGUGACUGUGGCUAUAGCGAUCAGUGCAAAGACGAGUGCUGCCAUAGUGCCGAUGAACCAGAGGGAAAGAAGUGUACACUGAAAAAGGGUAGCUGCAGUCCCAGUCAGGGUCCAUGCUGCACACCAGACUGUAAGUAUAUGACCAGUGGUGUAUGUAGGCUGGAAUCAGAGUGUGCACAACAGGGCUUGUGCAAUGGACUCUCCGCCCAGUGCCCCACCUCAACACCCAAAGAAAACUAUACAGCCUGCCAUGCAAAUACACAAGUCUGCAUUAAUGGGGGUUGUUCGGGCUCCAUAUGUGAAAAGCAUAAACUUGAUGUAUGCACUUGUGCCACUGAGGAGGGAAAAGACGACAUGGAGCUCUGUCAUGUGUGUUGUAUGGAAAAGGGUAAACCAAGCACCUGCAGCAGCACUAGCUCAGAGAGAUGGACUUCGUUCUUUAGUAAGAAGGUCAUCACAUUACAGCCUGGAUCUCCUUGUAAUGACUUCAAAGGCUACUGUGAUGUCUUUAUGAAGUGUAGGCUGGUGGAUGCUGAUGGCCCUCUGGCAAGGCUGAAGAAGGCCAUCUUUAACCCUGAGCUCUAUACAAGCAUUGCAGAGUGGAUAGUGAAACACUGGUGGGCUGUUCUCCUAAUGGGCAUUGCUCUCAUCAUGCUGAUGGCUGGGUUCAUCAAAAUCUGCAGUGUGCACACACCUAGCAGCAACCCUAAAUUACCCCCACCCAAACCACUGCCAGGCACACUGAAGAGAAGAAGAGCCCAGAAUCCUUCUGCACAGACGCAGCCACAGCGCCCACGCCAGCAGAGAGAGAAUUAUCAGAUGGGACAAAUGCGACGCUGAGGCAGCCUCCUCAUUGCCUUGGUUCUUCCUAGUGCCUACAGUGGGAAACACUUCACUCCAAAGAGUUACCUGAAUCAAUCAAUGAGUCCCAUCUAGAAACUAAGAAACUGGCAAAAUCAAAUGGACUUCAGAAAAGCCUACACUUCAGAACACAACCGUUUUAAAGAGUAAGAAACCACUGCUCUGGGAGCCAGCAAAGCAUAGCUCAGAGAAUAAUUCAGAAGCUAGAUACGAGGAAGAGGAUUUUCAGUCAAUGAUUUUUUUUUUGUCCUAUAUUUCCCCUCCUGCUUUUCAUUUUCUUUCAAGUGAUUAAAUCAUUAUUACUCUCCACUAAAGUUUCCCCCCUUUUUUGCUAGUUUUGUUUGUUUUUAAAACAUUUUUAAUCAUUAGUAUUUGGAAUUGCCACCCUCCUGUGGAGCUGAGCAUGAUGGGAAGUCAAUAGUUUUUUUCUGCCAAUCACUGACAGCCGAGAGAACUCUUUAAAGAGACUCAUUUUCCAAUGUGUAAUUAAGAUGUUUUUUUUUAAUGCAAGCAAAAAGGAUUAAAACGCUCUUGAUUUCUGAAGCUUUCUCAUUGUCUUCUGCGUGCUGUUGUACAGAGAUCAUCAAAUGACUCUACUACUUUUUUAGUCAUGUCACCUUUUUUUUUUGUUCUGUUGGAUAGUAAUUAAAGAUGUUUCAUUGACACUCAGGAUAUAAUAGAAAACAACAGCACAGAGAAUUUCUAUUGGUGAAAGGCCCUUUAUCAGUUUCACUUUGCUGAAAGCGACAUAUGCAUUUGUUCAGAGCAUAUUCACCUGCUUGAUUUGCUUUUCUGUCUGUUUUAUUUUCAUUUGAUAACCACUAAACAACUGCAGUUCUGCAUUCCUUGUGAGCGAGGGAGUUUAAUGAGAGGAUUAAACAGUUUUGUUACUUUUCAAGGUGUUUUGAUCUACUGCAAGUUACUCUUACUUUGAUUUGAGAAGACAAGCACAGCAUCAAGAGAGAUUUGCUUCAUGCAAUACAUGCAAGGUUCUUGUUUUGCAAUAAUUCGCAGGAAACCGGAAAGUGUGGACGGUUACACAAAUGAGUGGUGUGCAUAAAUGAAGGGAUGGGAUAGAAAGCAGGAUGACAGAAGCAAUCUGUAGAACCUAUAUAGUGUUUUUACAGACCAAUCGAUAUUUAUACAAAGGAUCUUUUCGUACCGUUUUUUCAGUAAUUAUAUAUAAUAUGUCUGAAAAAGGAAAAGAUCCAGACUAGCAGCCUAUAUAAUCAAUGCAUAUGCCUUGCGUUGCCUGUGUAAUGUAUCUGAAUUAUUUCCUGCGCAUUCUCCAAACCUUUCAAUUCUCAUUAAAUGUGAUCUUUUGAUUGUCUUAUGUGCGCGACUCUUAGAGAGGCAGUGUUAUGAAUAGUUUGUGCAUCACACAUGUCCUUUUCCAAGUUGCUUUUAACAAAACAGGAAUGUUUUGUCUUGCUGAAUGAGAGCUUGUUAGUGUAACAGAGUCCAAUGUUUCUAAAGUCUGUCUUCUCGAACCUCCCUGCAUCCUUGUAGGACGUGUGUUUAAAAUGUGGAUGAUUUGCUGUCUUGAAGAUGAGCAUUUUUGGCCAUCAGAUCCUCCUUUAGUUUAAGUCAUCACUUCAUUUCUGUGUGUCUAUUUUUAAGUGUUAAUGGGAAAGGUGUUUUCGGUGAGCUUGGCUUGACUGCUUUGAAUGCAAAGGGUGAUCAAUCGUUUGUGUUAUUCUGUGGUAAAUGGGCUUGGAUGAGUUUGUAAGGGGAUUUGGCUUAGGAUUAUUAUUUUCUUUUUUGUCAUAUAUAUUUUUGCUUGUCUUGCUUUGUUUAUAAGUAAUGUGCACUGAUCACGAAGCAUGGUGUGUGGAUAGAAAAUGAAAAACAAGAUGGAGAAAAUGUUUAAUACUACUGUUUGAUUUAAAUGUCCGCUGUGUUUUAUACAGUAUCUUUCUUUCUCCUUUCUUUUCUUUUUUGUUUUAUUUGUAGCUUAUUUCUCUUCUAUUUGCGCUCACUUUUAAAAAUUUUUACUAAAUACUUUGCAAAAGGUAUUGUGCGACAUGUAAUUUUUUUGAAGAACUUGAAAUGCAUUAAUAAAAUAGCCUUGAUCAAAA
Messenger RNA from Danio aesculapii, 4481 nucleotides. RefSeq names its product ADAM metallopeptidase domain 10a (gene adam10a). Gene Ontology annotation, cellular component: synaptic membrane; plasma membrane. Gene Ontology annotation, molecular function: metalloendopeptidase activity involved in amyloid precursor protein catabolic process. Lineage: Eukaryota; Metazoa; Chordata; Actinopteri; Cypriniformes; Danionidae. The record is from RefSeq and is a predicted model, not a curated record. Bases 112 to 2382 code for a protein of 756 amino acids. The transcript is spliced from 16 exons. Gene Ontology annotation, biological process: membrane protein ectodomain proteolysis; Notch signaling pathway.